Phycodurus eques (leafy seadragon) is the source of this 3615-nucleotide messenger RNA. It is a transcript of the gene trpm5, whose product is annotated as transient receptor potential cation channel, subfamily M, member 5. Gene Ontology annotation, biological process: calcium ion transmembrane transport. Lineage: Eukaryota; Metazoa; Chordata; Actinopteri; Syngnathiformes; Syngnathidae. The record is from RefSeq and is a predicted model, not a curated record. The transcript is spliced from 26 exons. Bases 1 to 3603 code for a protein of 1200 amino acids. Gene Ontology annotation, cellular component: membrane. Gene Ontology annotation, molecular function: ligand-gated calcium channel activity; calcium-activated cation channel activity.
AUGCUAGGCAGACAAGACAAUUUUCUGGCGCUACAGCCGAAGACAAAAUGCCUGCGAUGUGGGGACAAACUGCAAUGGUCAGAGGAGCCCCAUGUCCUCCAGAGCUGUUCAUGCUGCUCUACAGAGGAUGAGACAUUGCAGAAUAUAAGUAGAGACCAGAAGAAUAGCAGAAUGAAGAAUCACUGGCCAGCUGGAAGAGUGGGGGACAUUGACUUCAUUGGGGCCUCCAAAACAAAAGGAAAGUUUAUGAGGGUGCAGAGCAAUACUGAACCAGCGCACAUCUUCCAGAUGCUGACAGAGGAGUGGGGACUAGCUCCUCCACACCUGGUAGUUGCACUAGUGGGAGGAGAUGAGCUGGCUCAAAUGAAACCUUGGCUCAGGGACACAGUCAGAAAAGGUCUUGUGAAAGCUGCACAAAGCACAGGGGCAUGGAUUUUGACUAAUGGCCUUCGAUUCGGCAUCACCAAGCACCUAGGUCAAGCUGUACGAGAUCACUCCUUGGCUAGCACUUCUGCAAAAGUUCGUGUCGUGGCCAUUGGCAUCGCACCCUGGAACAUGAUCCACAACCGAGAGGCACUACUCAGCGCCAAGUUGGGUGUGCCAGCAGUAUACAAGCCACAGGACUUGCCGCAUGGUUCAGUUUAUUCCCUAGAUAGCCACCACCCCUACUUUGUACUAGUGGAGGAUGAUCCAAACAGACCUGGAGCCACUAGUGAAAUGAGAGUAAAGCUGCUCAAGCACAUCUCUCUUCAGCGCACAGGCUAUGGAGGUGCAGGAAGUUUUGAGAUCCCUGUUCUAUGUCUAUUGGUCCAUGGCGAACCUCGGAUCCUAAAGCGGAUGUGCAAAGCCAUUGGCAAUUCGACACCAUGGCUUAUUCUAGCAGGCUCAGGAGGAGUAGCUGACAUCCUCGUCACACUAAUGAACAGGGGCUGCUGGGAUACAGACAGUGUUUAUGAGCUGCUGCUGGACACCUUUCCGAACGCCUACCACAGCACGGCCCUAAGAAACUGGGUCAAGCUGAUCCAGAAAAUACUGGAUCAUGGGCAUCUCCUCACUGUCCAUGACCCUGAACAAGAGAGCUCUGAGCUGGACACAGUCAUCCUCAAAGCUCUCGUCAAAGCUUGUAAGAGUCAAAGUCAGGAAGCCCAAGACUUUCUUGAUGAGUUGAAGUUGGCUGUGGCGUGGAACCGAGUGGACAUUGCCAAGAGUGACAUCUUCAGUGGAGAUGUUCAGUGGAAGGCAUGCGACCUUGAAGAAGUGAUGAUGGAUGCACUUAUCAAUGACAAACCAGAUUUUGUACGCCUGUUUGUCGACAACGGUGUUAACCUGAGCGAGUUCCUCACCUACGGACGUCUACAAGAGCUUUACUGGUCCGUAUCGGAGAAGAGUCUCCUGCAUAACCUACUUCUCAAAAAAUAUGAGGAGAAGCAGCGUCUGCUUGGUACUGCAAGGACACCUGGGCGUCCUGGGCAGCACACAUCUGAGCAGGGGGAACGGAAGCCUCGUUUCACUCUUUAUGAGGUUGCCAAAGUGCUCAAAGACUUUCUUCAUGACUCCUGCAAAGGCUUUUACCAAAAGAGUCCUACAGAAAAGCCAGCAAAGGGUCGACUGUUCCACAGCCAGAAGAACCUGGCUGAAUUGGAAGAACGUUGCCAACAUCCUUGGAGGGAUCUUUUCCUCUGGGCCGUCCUUCAGAACCGACAGCAGAUGGCUAACUACUUUUGGGCCAUGGGCCCUGAGGCAGUAGCGGCAGCAUUGGCAGGGUGUAAGAUUCUGAAAGAGAUGGCAAGACUCGAGUCUGAGGCUGUGUCAGCCCGUAGCAUGAAGGAGGCCAAAUAUGAACAGUUUGCCCUUGAUGUGUUUGGAGAGUGUUACUCCAACAGUGAAGACAGGGCGUAUGCAUUGUUAGUAAGGAGAACACAGUGUUGGAGCAAAUCUACGGUCCUCAACCUGGCAACUGAGGCUGAUGCCAAGUCCUUCUUUGCUCACGAUGGAGUUCAGGCUCUCUUGACAAAGAUCUGGUGGGGAGCAAUGACGACAGACACCGCCAUCUCCAAGCUUGUUGUGUCUUUCUUCUGUCCACCUCUCAUUUGGACUAACCUUAUGAAGUUCUGUGAUGAGGAGAUGGAUAAUCAGAACAGUGAGGAACCGUUUGUGGAGCUGGACAGUUUGGACACGGAGAAGGUUUUACUGUUAAGAGAUGAAGAUGGCCCACUGGACUCUUUACCUGGUGCCCCAGGAGAUCAGAGCUGUGCAUCAGUGUGGUGGCGUUUCUUAAUUCGUCGCUGGCGUCGCUUCUGGAGUGCUCCUGUCACUGUGUUCCUUGGUAACGUCAUCAUGUAUUUUGCCUUUCUCCUCCUUUUCACCUACGUGCUCCUGCUGGACUUUCUUCCACCACCCCCCAUUGGUCCUGGAGCCCCAGAGAUAAUGCUCUACUUCUGGGUUUUCACUUUGGUGCUGGAAGAACUUCGACAGAGCUUCUUUUCAGAUGAAGAGAUGAACAUCUUAAAGAAGUUCAAGCUUUAUGUGGAGGACAACUGGAACAAGUGUGACAUGGUUGCUAUUUCACUAUUUGUCAUUGGGGUUUCAUGCCGGAUGGUUGAUGACACCUACGAGGCAGGAAGGAGUGUUCUGGCAAUAGACUUCAUGGUAUUCACACUGCGAUUGAUCCACAUCUUUGCCAUUCAUAAGCAGUUGGGGCCGAAGAUCAUCAUUGUGGAGAGAAUGAUGAAGGAUGUCUUUUUCUUCCUCUUCUUCCUGAGUGUGUGGCUCAUUGCAUACGGGGUGGCUACCCAGGCUCUUCUGCACCCUAAUGACCACCGGAUCGACUGGGUGUUUCGCAGAGCCUUGUAUCGUCCCUACCUGCACAUUUUUGGCCAGAUUCCUUUAGAGGAAAUAGAUGCUGCUCGGAUGACUGAAAUGAACUGCACCAAUGAAUCAGAGGAAAUUAUCAAGGGCCUACGGCUACCAUGUCCUAAUGUCUAUGCCAACUGGCUCGUGAUUCUCCUUCUGGUCAUCUUCCUUCUUGUGACCAAUGUUCUUCUGCUCAACCUACUUAUUGCCAUGUUUAGCUACACAUUCCAGGUUGUACAGGGCAACACUGACAUUUUCUGGAAGUUCCAAAGGUACAACCUGAUUGUUGAGUAUCACAGCCGCCCAGCCCUGGCUCCACCUUUCAUUAUCAUCAGCCACCUCUCUCAGCUCCUCCUUAGUCUGGUCAAGCAGCCUGAGUCCAAGCAGGAGCAUCUUGAGCGAGAGCUACCAGCUGGGCUUGACCAGAGGCUGAUAACAUGGGAGACUGUACAGAAAGAAAACUACCUGGCCAAACUUGCGCGCCAACAAUGGGAGAGCAGCGAGGAGCGACUCAGGAGUACAUCAUCAAAGGUUGAAAAUAUGCUCAGGAUUAUCGGUGGGGUUAAGGACCAAGACAAACGACUGGCAUCCAUGGAGGCUCAAGUUAGAUACUGUGGUGAGGUGUUGUCCUGGAUGGCAGAAUGCUUUGCUCUGAGCACACUAAAAUGUGGGAAAGAGGCUCCAACUGCACCAAGCUGCAAGGGGAGCAAUGACGCCCAUCAAAGUCAACUGAAGAAAGAAACCAAAUGAGCAAAAGGUUAC